Molecule: messenger RNA, 519 nt
Organism: Entrophospora sp. SA101
Lineage: Eukaryota; Fungi; Glomeromycota; Glomeromycetes; Entrophosporales; Entrophosporaceae
Source: the annotation of a GenBank genome assembly
AUGUCAACACCAGUAGAUUGUUAUUAUAAAUACUAUUCAUUAUCUGGGGAACAACCAAAAGUAAUUGUCUGGAAGGCCAAUGCAGUACAGGAUUCAGAUUUACUUGAAUUACCAAUGGAUCCAAAAGGAUACCGGUAUUCCCAUAUAGUUGUUGAUGUUUCAACUCAGGAUUUGGAUGGAAAUCCGCUCAAAAGUAAAGAUGCUGAAACAGAAUUUGAUAAUUCUUUAGUCCGAAAUUAUUUCAGAAAAGAGGUUAAGGUGCUAAUGAAAUUUGGAUUUCCUGGAAAACAUAGACAGCAAUGCUUUGUUGAAAAAACUAAUCAAGAAAUCCAGAGGCCUAUAUUGAAUCGAAUGACCGCACAAGAAAUGAAAACCGGUAUAACUUCUGUGGAAUGGUCUGAAGAUUAUCCUAUUCUAAUAGAAGCUCUUAGAGAGAAAUGGAAACAAAAUCCUCCUCCUAUUCCAGAAGGCCUUCCUAGAAUUACUGAUAAAGAUGAAUUGCUACAAGAAGGAACAUGA